AUGAUGAUAGCACGGGUAAAAGCAGAUGCGAGAGAGGUGCGAAGCGAGCCACCCACAUUCGUUGCCGGGCACGAGGUAAGCGAUCCAUCAGAUAACGACGAUGCUGAGGAGGCUCCAAAUCGAGUGAAGAAAUUUGUUGCCAGUCGACGAAGUCACGAUGAAGAGCCCACACACAAACCCCGUUAUCCCCGAGAAGACACAUUUUCACGGACCAUCUCUGCUCAAUCGCUCCCGGUUAGUGACCGACUAGAUGAAUUAUCUGAAAUGAGUAUUUAUGACAGAACACUGCAUAUGUUAGCAGUCGACCCUAUCUAUCAAAAGGAGGUAGCCUUAGGAAAGCGUAUAGGAUUUUAUCGACUUGGAAAAGAGCUUGGAGCUGGAAAUUUCUCAAAAGUCAAAUUAGGAAUACAUGUUCUCACCAAAGAGAAAGUAGCAGUCAAAAUCAUGGAUCGUACAAAGAUGGACACAAAAGCGCAACGAUUAUUGGAGAGAGAAAUUAAAUCUAUGGAAAAGAUGCAUCAUCCGAAUAUAAUACGACUGUUUGAGUGCGUGGAAACUUUGACUCGAACCCAUUUGAUUCUGGAAUAUGCUGGUGGAGGCGAACUUUAUGCUUACGUCCAUGAACGAGGAAAAUUGUCGGAUGCAGAAGCUAAACCGCUAUUCGCUCAAGUUGUAGCCGCAGUUUCACAUAUGCACAAGAAAAACAUCGUUCACCGUGAUAUCAAAGCUGAGAAUAUAAUGUUUUCCGCUCCGGGAGUGGUAAAAUUGGUUGAUUUUGGUUUCUCGUGCAUGGUCCCGUCAGCGCAAGAGCAGCUCACCACAUUCUGUGGUAGCCCACCGUAUGCUGCACCUGAGCUAUUCAGAGAUCAAAGUUAUGUAGGAUCUAUGGUCGACAUCUGGGCCCUCGGUAUAUUGCUACACUUUAUGCUUAUCGGUAUCACUCCAUUCAAGGGAGAGUCCGUGCCCGAACUCAAAACGGCCAUUUUACAAGGCAGCUUUUCGCUGCCCAUGUAUCUAGAGCAUUCAUCACGAAUGCUUAUCGAAAGCAUGCUUCAAAUGGAACCGUACAAACGACCGAAAAUUGACGACAUUAAGAAGUCCAUUUGGCUCCGAGGGUGUAAAUUUCCUCCUACGUACCUGAAUCUGGCGAGCCAACAAGAAAAAAUAGAGGCGGAGAAAAAUGAAAUCUCAAAAAAGGUCUGGGAUAUCAUGCAUAGCUACGGAAUUACGGAGCAGAUGCUAGAUGACUCACAAGAUCGUGGACCAAAGAAUGCAAUGAUUGGCACAUAUCGUAUCGUACAGUACCAAGUGCAAACUGCAGCCAAACAAUCGCAAUCAGAAUCGUCGUUAGCAGUCCCUACAACACCAGCAGAGCGAAAACAUCAAAGACAACUCAAGACCAAAAGCAAAACCUGCACAAUUAUAUAA
This is a messenger RNA of Cylicocyclus nassatus, 1428 nucleotides long. NCBI's taxonomy places the organism in Eukaryota, Metazoa, Nematoda, Chromadorea, Rhabditida, Strongylidae. The record is from the annotation of a GenBank genome assembly.